This is a messenger RNA of Thermochaetoides thermophila DSM 1495, 327 nucleotides long. RefSeq lists its product as uncharacterized. The transcript is spliced from 2 exons. The coding region runs from base 1 to 327 and encodes 108 amino acids. NCBI's taxonomy places the organism in Eukaryota, Fungi, Ascomycota, Sordariomycetes, Sordariales, Chaetomiaceae. The record is from RefSeq and is a predicted model, not a curated record.
AUGCCCAUCAUCGUCCGCAUCUUGCGUCAUCCACCGGAGUUGCUUGAUCGGCACACGACCGCUGCUUACGACACAGUUCACCUUGCCGCCAGGGUGGGCAUCAAGCGCGCCAUCUUGGAUCGUGUCAUUCGCGCUGCUCUCCAAGGAGACGAACUCCCCAUGCGUGCCGCCGCCGCGGCGCAGCAGGAGCACGAGGCCUGUGGCUGCCAUCUUGUCAAGAACCUGAAAGAAUGGUUGACGAUUGUUUAUGAUCUUGUUGCCGACGGCAUCAAUAUGGGACUUAACCGUGGGGUUUUCGGAAACUCCCUCAGACUUGGAAAGCACUAA